Molecule: messenger RNA, 1038 nt
Organism: Angiostrongylus costaricensis
Lineage: Eukaryota; Metazoa; Nematoda; Chromadorea; Rhabditida; Metastrongylidae
Source: the annotation of a GenBank genome assembly
UUAAAUCUCAGUCCAGAAGCAAUGAAUGCGGCGGAUUGUCACUCCUUACUGAAGAAAUACCUCAGUAAGAGCGUUGUCGAUCAACUUAAAGACAAGAAAACGAAAUUGGGAGCCACACUUCUCGACGUCAUUCAGUCCGGAGUUGCCAAUCUCGACUCUGGUGUUGGUAUUUAUGCUCCGGAUGCCGAAGCGUACACUCUGUUCAAGCCACUCUUUGAUCCUGUGAUUCAGGACUACCAUAAUGGGUUCUCGCCGAGUCAGAAGCAGCCUGCUACUGACCUCGGAGAAGGAAAGACGGCGCAGCUUGUCGACCUCGAUCCUGAGGGAAAGUUCAUCAAUUCUACUCGAAUUAGGUGUGGACGUUCUCUCGCUGGAUAUCCGUUCAAUCCUUGUCUUACUGAGGCAAACUAUCUGGAAAUGGAAGCUAAAGUGAAGAAAAUUUUCGAGACCAUAACUGAUCCUGAACUACAAGGUACAUAUUAUCCUCUCGAUGGUAUGACCAAAGAGGUUCAGAACCAACUCAUCAAAGACCACUUUCUUUUCAAAGAAGGUGACAGAUUCCUUCAAGCUGCUAACGCUUGCCGGUACUGGCCCAAAGGUCGUGGUAUCUUCCAUAACAAGGACAAGACGUUCUUAGUUUGGGUCAACGAAGAGGAUCAUCUCCGCAUCAUCUCCAUGCAAGAAGGUGGAAAUGUGUUGGAACGUUUAAUUAAAGGUGUAAAGACGAUCCAAGCUCAGGCUCCAUUCUCUCGCGAUGAUCGCCUUGGUUGGCUCACUUUCUGUCCAUCAAACCUAGGAACAACUGUUCGUGCAUCUGUGCAUAUUCGUCUACCAAAAAUAUCUGCCAAGCCGGACUUUAAGAAAAUUUGUGAUGAACUUAAACUACAGAUCCGUGGUAUUCAUGGUGAACAUUCGGAUUCUGAAGGUGGUGUAUAUGACAUAUCGAAUAAAGCCCGUCUUGGUCUUACUGAAUUUGAAGCAGUCAAACAGAUGUAUGACGGUGUCAAGCAUCUCAUUGAACUGGAGAAGAAAGCUUAA